Molecule: messenger RNA, 1683 nt
Organism: Humulus lupulus (European hop)
Lineage: Eukaryota; Viridiplantae; Streptophyta; Magnoliopsida; Rosales; Cannabaceae
Product: sugar transport protein 10-like
Exons: 4
Coding region: 1-1584 (527 amino acids)
Biological process (GO): monosaccharide transmembrane transport
Cellular component (GO): membrane
Molecular function (GO): monosaccharide transmembrane transporter activity
Source: RefSeq, a predicted model, not a curated record
AUGGCGAUAGGAGGAAUGGUGGUUUCACAUGUGGGAAGGAACUAUGAAGGCAGUGGCCUCAAUGCCUUUGUGGUGGUCACUUGUUUGGUUGCUGCAAUGGGAGGUCUCAUCUUCGGCUAUGACCUUGGAAUCUCAGGAGGAGUUACUUCAAUGGAAUCUUUCCUCAAGAGGUUUUUCCCAUCUGUAUUCAGAAAAAUGAACGACGAAACGAUUCAGCAAAACGAGUACUGCAAAUUCGAUAGCGAGUUACUGACAUUGUUCACUUCUUCCCUCUACCUAGCAGCAUUGGCAGCCUCAUUCGUUGCUUCAGUUAUAACCAGGUCCUUUGGCAGAAAAGUGUCCAUGCUUAUUGGAGGAGUGGUCUUCUUUUUAGGCUCUAUACUAAAUGGUGCUGCUUCAAACAUUGAAAUGCUCAUUAUUGGUCGCCUAUUGCUUGGUAUAGGUGUUGGUUUCGCCAAUCAGUCAGUCCCACUCUACCUAUCAGAAAUGGCACCAGCAAAGAUCAGAGGAGCUCUCAACAUAGGAUUCCAAAUGGCCAUAACCAUUGGUAUCUUAGCAGCCAACUUUGUCAACUACGGCACAGCUCAGAUAAAGGGUGGUUGGGGAUGGAGAGUCUCGCUAGGACUCGCCGCCGUCCCGGCCGUGAUGUUGACGGUCGGAGCUAUCUUCUUGCCUGACACUCCCAACUCCAUCCUCGAACGAGGCCACCAUGAAGAGGCCAAGAGAAUGCUGCAAAGAGUCCGUGAUGCCACCAACGUCGACGACGAGUUUCAAGACCUCGUCGACGCCUGCGAAGCCUCGAAGAAGAUCCAAAAUCCAUGGAAGAACAUCAUGUUGCCUCAGUACAGGCCCCAACUCACCAUUUGUAUCUUGAUCCCUUUCUUCCAGCAGCUCACUGGCAUCAAUGUCAUCAUGUUCUAUGCUCCGGUGCUUUUCAAGACUCUGGGGUUUGGUGACAAUGCUUCUCUCAUAUCUUCUGCCAUUACUGGCGUUGUUAAUGUCCUUGCCACCAUAGUCUCCAUUGUUUCCGUCGACCGGUUUGGAAGGAGAGUUUUGUUCCUUGAAGGUGGCACACAAAUGGUUGUUUGCCAGAUUGCUGUAGCAAUUCUGAUAGGAUUGAACUUUGGGGUAUCUGGAGAAGGAGUGCUGACCAAACCAGAAGCCGAUCUUCUACUGGUGUUGAUUUGUGGAUACGUAGCAGCAUUUGCAUGGUCAUGGGGUCCAUUGGGUUGGCUAGUACCAAGUGAGAUAUGUCCAUUAGAGAUUAGAUCAGCAGCUCAAGCCAUAAACGUCUCAGUCAACAUGUUUUUCACCUUCAUAAUAGCUCAAGUCUUCCUAUCCAUGCUUUGCCACAUGAAGUUCGGCCUUUUCUUCUUCUUUGCUGGGUUUGUGAUCAUCAUGACUGUGUUCAUCUACUUCUUCUUACCAGAGACCAAAAAUGUCCCCAUUGAAGAGAUGAACAGAGUGUGGAAAGCUCACUGGUUUUGGGGCAAGUACAUACCUGAUGAGGCCGUAAUAGGAGGCCACCAUGAUUCUACAACAACAGAUGAUGAUUAUAAUAAGCCAGCCAACAAUGCCGUGUGAAGACCUUACUCAAGAUUUUGUAGUGAAAUGUUCAUUUUGGUGUUUUGUUAUGAUCCAUAGCAAAAUUUUAUUGCAAUUUUUUUUUAAAAAAAAAAGAAA